Molecule: messenger RNA, 3795 nt
Organism: Malaclemys terrapin pileata
Lineage: Eukaryota; Metazoa; Chordata; Testudines; Emydidae
Product: gastrula zinc finger protein XlCGF57.1-like
Exons: 6
Coding region: 1406-3388 (660 amino acids)
Biological process (GO): negative regulation of transcription by RNA polymerase II
Molecular function (GO): DNA-binding transcription repressor activity, RNA polymerase II-specific
Source: RefSeq, a predicted model, not a curated record
GCUCCCGGGCCCCGGCAGCCAGGCCGCGGCUCCCCCCGGCGGCGCUCGCUCUGCUCCGCUCCGCCCGGCAGCGGGGCCGGGACCUGCCCGUGGCGAGGCGAGGCGAGGCGAGGCGGCGCCGGGACUCUGCCCAGCCCGGAGCGGGAGCGGAGCUCGGCCGGGCCGGGCCGGGCCCGCUGGAGAAGCCCCGCCCGGGGGGGCCAUGGCCGAGCGGGCCGCUGCCCAGUUCGGGACGCGAGUCUGAACCAGUUGCAGCAAACACGCCACAGUUGUGUCUCCUCAGCCCCUUUUCCACCCCACGGCCGUUUCCCACCCUCCCUACGGAGCUUGUUUCCGUGCCUUCCGGGCUCAUCCAGGCACCUGCCCGGGUGGCCGCCGGCCACAGGCUGUCGUGUGCCCAACAAUCAACACGCAGUGCAGCACGUGGGGGCCAUGCCCUCUGGGGCGUCCAGCAACAGCAAUGUCAACCUGGUUACGCAGGCCUGGCUGCCCAUUGUGGGGCCAGGGCUGUGAUGCUGAUCCAUGCCAUCCUCACACGUGCUCACAGAGUCUCUCGCCCUCAGCAGGGCCCGAGCAGGGUUUUCUCAGCACUGAGUGCUUGGACACUGUCUGUCUCUUCCUGCUCUCAGUCUCCCCUCCUGCCCCCCCGCUGGUGCCCAGUUGGCGUGUGCUUGUCAGGAGCAGGGAAGAGGAGUAGGAGGAGACAGAUAUUGGCAGCACCAGAGCCUCCAGGCUCGUGUUACCCCCCAACUGGCCUUCCCAGGCUCUACCACUCCUUCCACUUGAACAAAGGCUGGCCUGGUCCCUCUCCAAUACACCCAUCUUGCUGGUUUCUCCAGGUUCUCUUCCACCCUGCGACUCCCUCCCCUGCACACCUCUCAUACUGCUCAUGGUCAGGCCGUGGGGGCGAUGGUUGGCUCUUUCCAGCAGUGAGAAAUGUCACGCAUGGAACACCACUCAGCUGAGUGGUAAGAGUCUCUGGUGUGGGAUAGGCCUGGCAUGUGGUCCCCAAGAACCUUCUCCACGUCUGUUUUGAAAUGGCAGCGGAAUUAGGUCCCCUGGUGGAAGAAGCGUUCAGAUCAGUGGGUGUAGUAAGUACGUCGGUGACGAGCCUGAGAAUUUUAUAUCGUUAGAGUCCCAAACCCACCAACGGGAGGCUGACAGAGAGGGGUCUGUUGCCAUUUUUGUUGUUGCAUCUGGAAGGCAGCCGUAAAAGAUUAACUCUCAGGCCGAGAGAGCGUGGAGCAGCCUGGAACACGUGAGCGGGCCGGGCCGGACGCCCUUUCUCUUUGUCGCCGAUCUCUUCUUUUCUCCUUGCAAGCAGGCUCCGCAAUGGGAUGUCACAGCAGAGCAACCAGUGCCUUUAACCCCCCCGGCUGCCUCUGAUCAUACUUCUGAGGCAGAAAUGCAGCUGCCGCUGGAACAGACUGCCAUGUGGCCCGAAGUGACUGUGGAGACGGCCGUGGAGUCGCAUGCCACGCGACUGUUGACGCUAGAGGGAAGAAUGGGGAUGGCGGAGAACAAACUAGUCGGCUGCGAGAGGACAGUGGUGGAGUUUGGGAACCAGCUGGAGAGUAAGUGGGCCGUGCUGGGAACUCUGAUCCAGGAGUACGGGCUGCUGCAGAGGAGGCUGGAGAACAUGGAGAACCUGCUGAAGAAAAAAGAUGUCUGGAUCCUAAAACUUCCCCCAGGCGCCCAGGGAGAAGUCCCCAAGGUCCCUGUGAAGUUCGAUGAGGUCUCGGGCUGUUUCUCCGGGCAGGAGUGGGGGGUUUUAGAGCAACGGCGGGAGGAGCUUCACAAGAACACAAUGAGGAACAACUAUGAGACGUUGAUCUCGCUGGACAAUGCUGCUUCCACGCCUGAUGUUCAGUCCCCGAUUGAAGCCGGGGUAGAGUCUCGAGUCCAGGAACAGCAGGAAUCUCAAAAAAGAGAAACCCCGCCGGAUCCCAGCACAGGAUCUCCCAUUUCUACUCCCAGCGACAGCUCAUGGAUUAAACAAGAGGAAACGCCAUGUGCUGAGAGUCAGGGGGGCUUGGUGGAGAGAGAAAUCCCUACAGAUCCCAUCAAGGCAGAUGAGUGGUGUCUUGAGGACAGUGCUGCCAUCCCGGAACUUCCCAGGGGGGCGCAAGGAAGCUCAGAGGAGGAUUUCCAGAGACCUGCUGCGAGAUGGAGCCCCGGGAGUCAGUGCAGCUCACUGACACAGCAUGGAAACCCUGCAGGAAGCAGCCUGGGCCAGCCCACGCUGUGUGGAGGAGACUUCAGCGGCCUUGCACCAGCCACUGAGCAGGAGGAAAGUCACCCAGGAGAGGGGCCAUAUAUAUGCAAUGAAUGUGGAGAAAGCUUUGUCUGUAAGCAGUUGUUCGCAGUGCACCAGGGAGUCCACACAGCAGGGGGAGUCUGCAUUUCUCCAGCAUGUGGAGAAGGCCUCAGUCAGAAAUCCAGUCUCCUACAUCCCCAGAGAAGCCAGGUCCUGGCAGGUGCGAAGCCCUACAAAUGCUCUGAGGGCGAGAUAAACUUUAGCCUCAAAUCCAGCCUUCUCAAGCACCAGGUCAGUCACACAGGCCCGUACACCUGCGCUAAGUGCAGGAAGAGCUUCAGGCUGAAGAUAAGCCUCCUUGUCCACCAGAGACUCCAUGCGGGGAAGGGCGAGGGCUCGCUGCUCUGUACGGACUGCGGGAAGAACUUCACCCACCCCUCGCAGCUUGUCCGGCAUCAGCGGAUCCACACGGGGGAGCGGCCCUACCAGUGCACCGACUGCGAGAAGAGCUUCACGGAGAAGUCCAAGCUCACCAACCACUACCGCACACACACCGGCGAGCGGCCCUACGCCUGCGCCCAGUGCGGGAAGCGCUUCAUCCGCAAGCACCACCUGCUGAAGCACCAGCGCGUGCACACGGGGGAGCGGCCCUACCAGUGCCCCGAGUGCGAGAAGAGCUUCACCCAGAAGUACUACCUGGUCGAUCACCGGCGGCUGCACACGGGCGAGCGCCCCUUCCAGUGCCCCACCUGCCAGAAGAGCUUCACCGAGAAGUCCAAGCUCACCAGCCAUUUCCGCAUCCACACGGGGGAGCGGCCCUACCACUGCGGGGAGUGCGGGAAGCGCUUCACGGAGAAAUCCCAGCUCACCAACCACUUUCGCAUCCACACCGGGGAGCGGCCCUACGCCUGUGCCCAGUGCGACAAGUGUUUCAUCCGCAAGCACCACCUGCUGAAGCACCAGCGCGUGCACACGGGCGAGAGACUCCACCGCUGCCCCCAGUGCGAGAAGAGCUUCCGCUACAAACAGUCACUGAACUGCCACCUGAAAAUCCACCUGGGGACCCACUGCCCCAUGGGCAGCGCCCUGUCCCCUGAGCAACAAACCCCGGCUAGACCUCUUUGUGUGUGAGAGAGACUGGGCAGGAGUCCCUGGGCGGGGAGUGCCUUGCAGGUCCUGACGUCAUGUGACGUACAGGGAAGCUGGGAUUUCCAAUUCGACCUACAGGAGUGUGCAGUGUUGUCAUAGCUGUGUUGGUCCCAGGAUAUGAGAGACAAGGUGGGUGAGGGAAUCUCCUUUUAUUGGACCAAAUUCCGAUAAAAGAUUACCUCACCCACCGUGUCUCCCUACAGGAGUUAGACAGCCAACUGUGGGGCAUCACCUUCCCUGAGGCUGCUUGGAAAAUCGCAGCCUAAAACAACCCACUAAAUUCCUUAAACAUCCAGCCUACAACCAGUGCUGGAUAACUGUUUUAUAACUGCUGGCAGUUUCAGGCCACCGUCCUGUAAGGGGUAUUUAAUAAAACUACCUAGUUCUCA